Eurypyga helias (sunbittern) is the source of this 2825-nucleotide messenger RNA. It is a transcript of the gene MAP3K14, whose product is annotated as mitogen-activated protein kinase kinase kinase 14. The record is from RefSeq and is a predicted model, not a curated record. Gene Ontology annotation, molecular function: ATP binding; protein serine/threonine kinase activity. Gene Ontology annotation, biological process: positive regulation of canonical NF-kappaB signal transduction; protein phosphorylation. NCBI's taxonomy places the organism in Eukaryota, Metazoa, Chordata, Aves, Eurypygiformes, Eurypygidae.
CUCUCUGAACCUGUGAAAUGGCAGUGAUGGGAAUUACCUGCCAAGGAGCUCCUGGUCCAGCUGUCAAGCAGAAGAAGGAGCUCACAGCUACGAAGGGGCUAAACGAGACAGCUAGUGAAAAGCAGAGCAGUGUUUGCAAAGUAGAAGAUUCAAAGAAGGUCAUCUUUCACAGUCAGUGGAAAAUCCUGAAUGAUGUAAUCACCAAAGGAACAGCAAAAGAAGAAACAGAAGGAGGCUGUGCAUCAAUUUCUAUUAUUGCCCAAGCAGAAUGUGAAAACAGUCAGGAAUUCAGCCCCACUUUAUCAGAGAGAUCCUUUAUUGUCCAUAGUAAGCGUUACAGCCGGUCAGACAGUCUCGAUCAAAUCCCUAACAAUGUGGCCCAUGCAACGGAGGGGAAGAUGGCAUCUACCUGCUGGAGGGGGAGGCAUCGUGGUAAGACAAAGAAGAAACGUCACAAGAAAAGAUCCAAGCUGAAAAUACAAACAGUGGCUGCUGGCAGACGAGGUCCCAGAACUCCAGAACAAGAGAGCUGCACCCCAAUUCCUGUCCAGGAGGAUGAAUCACACCAAAAUACUCUGUACAGAAACAAUUUCUGGGUUUCAGAACUUAACAAGGACUUGGUCUAUGAUCCACUGCCAUUUGAGAAACCUGAGAAAGUUCUGUCCACAGGCAAACUCCAUUCACCGAGGAGUCAGUACAAAACAGAACUGCACAAGUUGAUAAGCCCUAUUCAGUGCCUUAAUCAUGUUUGGAAACGGCAUUAUCAGAGGGACAGUGUUCCACAACCUGAAACUCUCCAUCCUUAUCAUUUCCCACAUCUGGACAGUCCCCUCCAUGCCAUGAAACGUAAUGCUCUGGAGACGUACUUCCAGGGUGAUCUCAGCUAUCAAGACAGUGAGCAUCGCUUAUCUGGCCUCCACUUAGAGUAUGAUUUCCCCAAACAUGGUAACCAGUCCAUGAAAACCAGUUCAGACAAGAUUUCUGUGGAAGAAUACUUGGUGGACGCCUUGAAGGGGAGCGUGAGUCUCGGUGAGCCGCAGAAUUUAGCCAGCCUAGCCAAGACGUGGAGGGGAGGCGGUCUGGACCAGAAGGAACAGUUUCAUGAAGCAGAUGAAAACGAAGGCGUGCUACUUAAUGAGAAACUAAAGCCAGUGGAUUACGAGUACCGAGAAGAGGUUCACUGGACCAAGUGUCAGAGUUCUUUGGGCAUUGGCUCUUUUGGGGAAGUAUACAAAAUAGAGGACAAACAGACGGGAUUUCAGUGUGCUGCCAAAAAGGUACAAGUUGAACACUUCCGUGCAGAGGAGUUAACGACAUGUGCUGCAAUAACAAGUCCUAAAGUUGUCCCCUUGUACGGAGCUGUGAAGGAAGGACCUUGGGUGACCAUCUUCAUGAAACUGAUGGAGGGUGGCUCACUAGGUCAGCUAAUUAAACAGAGCGGCUGCCUCCCAGAGGACCGGGCCCUCAGUUAUUUGGGCCAGGCAUUAGAGGGCUUGGAGUAUCUUCAUGCUCAGAACAUUCUCCAUGGAGAUGUAAAAGCUGAAAAUGUGCUCUUGUCUGAUGAUGGAAGCAGAGCUCUUCUGUGUGACUUUGGCCACUCUGCUCACCUUCAUCCGGACGGCCUGGGAAAGUGCUUGGUCACAGGGAACUAUGUGCCUGGCACAGAGACUCAUAUGGCUCCGGAGGUGGUCAUGGGAAAGCGUUGUGACUCCAAAGUGGACGUCUGGAGCAGUUGCUGUAUGAUGCUGCACAUGCUUAAUGGGUGCCACCCUUGGACCCAGUAUUACAAUCACCCUCUCUGCCUGAAGAUAGCUAAAGAGCCACCUCCUUUGAGGGAAAUUCCACCUUCCUGCAACCCUCUCACUGCUGAGAUUAUUAAAAUGGGUCUGGAGAAAGAGCCUGUUCAGAGGGCAUCUGCGUCUGAACUGAAAACUAAGACCAGUGCUGCACUUGAAGAAGUGGGAGGUGUGACUAGCCCCUGGAAAGGCGAAUACAGAGAGCCCAGACAUUUAUCUUUAAGCAAAGAAAACAACCCGCAGAUGUCCCUGUCCCCCACAGUGAGCCCAGUUUCUGAGACUGGUUCUGACCCCAAAUUGGGUGUCACUUGUGCGAGCCCAGUCCUACCACCCCCCCCAUCUCUGGAGCAAACGGAGGAGGUCGAGGGAACGCCCUGGAACUUGUGCAAGGAGACAUCUGAGACCUGGGAUCCUCCACCUCUCUCCUCAACUCCUCUCCCCCUGAAGAGCUGCAGCCAUGUGGAGAGAGCAACAACCAUUUCGGAACAAGAGCUGCAGCAGCUGGAAAUAGAACUGUUUUUGAACAGCCUUUCACAGCCUUACUCACUGGAAGAGCAAGAACAAAUGCUUUCAUGUCUCAGCAUCGACAGCCCGUUUGUGUCAGAUGCCAGUGAGAAGAACUCCAUGAAGGCUUCUCACAGCUUGAGGGACACCAUGAGCUCUGGGAUUCAUUCCUGGAACAGCCAGACUGAUGGACAGAGCUUCAGUUGGAACAACCUGCUGAACCGCAGUCGGCACACAGACACUCCCAGCUAUUUCAAUGGAGUAAGAAUCCAGAUCCAGUUGCUAAGUGGAGAAAAUUUACACAUCAGGGAUUUCCACAGGACAAAGGUGGGAGACAUUGCCACUGGAAUAAGCAGCCAGAUACCAGUCCCUGCUUUCAGUCUGGUUACCAAAGAAGGCCAACCAGUUCACUAUGACAUGGAGGUCCCUGACUCUGGUAUUGAGCUGCAGUGCACCCUCGCCCCUGACUGCAGCAUCAGCUGGACAUGGCGAGUCAAACACGGGCAACUGGAGAACAGGCCGUGA